AUGGCUGACGAUAAGGAUUCCUGGACCUUUGCACAAGCUUUUGAGUUGUUCAGCAAGUCCAAUGAUGCCAGCAUUUUAGAUUCGUUGGACACUUUUUUGAAAACGAAUUCUGAUUUACUGGAGAGCAAAUCUAUCCCCUUUGUCUUUCAUGAGUUCAAGGAUGAUGAGUUACUCCACUUAAAGGAGAAUGUUAUUAGAGGAGUUCAAUACCCAGUCCCCAAUGAAAAAAUUAUAAAAUACUGUAUUACAGUGAGCAGGCUGCUAAACGUUGACGUUCAUGAGGUUUUAAGAAUCUGUAAACAGAACUUUGUCGACUUGGUUAUUGACAGAAAUGAUUCAAUAACAGAGAUAAUCAAGUUGGUUACUCAAGAAAUUGCAUUGAUUAUACAGCUAAGGUGUUUACUACUACAAUCAAAAAGGCUGACGAUAAACAGUGAUGACAUAUUUGAUGGAAUAUUUGACUAUCUCAACGAGUAUUUCAUCAAGAAGGGAUAUUUUGAAGAAGAAUCUCCGUAUGCAUCCUUGAUCGCUAAUGAGAAGGUCAAUGUGACUGUUCAAGUAUUGAACUUCCUGGCGUAUCUAUCUACUGAAUAUUCAGCCACAAAAGAACAGGUUGUAACAUGGUUCAAGAUUAUGGAGCUGUCUCGAUUUGCAUCCAUCUUGAAACGUUCCAUAAGCAACAGUCGUUUAGAGUCCAUUCAAUCAUUAUUAUCAGUUAUUACAAACUUAAUCCUAGACCUGAAUAACAAUUAUGGUGGCCUAGAUCAUUACAAGUCCUACCUCAACGAUGCCGUGUCCAUUCAGCAGAUCAGUGAAUCACUGAACAACACUUCUCCAAGUUGUCCUAUUGUCUUAUACAGCUGGAGUAUUCUUUUGCACAGGAAGUAUUUGGUACUGGAAUCUUUUCCUGACAACCCCCAUGGCCAGAAGUUGUUAGGUUCAUUGGGGGGAUUGCAUCAGCUGCAACAACAGUAUCUUCAAUUUAGCAAGAUUUCACAAGACCAAAAUGUUAUUGAAAAACUGGUUCGUUGCCACAAGAAUCUUUAUUAUGAUGCUAUUUUCACGACUGCUCUGGGAACUCUGGUCCUUCACUAUUUGCCAUAUUUAUCACUCACUGAUCAAGUUUCUCAGAUGUUAAACACAAUAUUCAAAGAUUGCCUCAGAAACAUUCUAAUCAAGCUUUUCCAAGACGAGUAUUUUGAAAGAUUGCUGACCCUAGCAAGAGCCAAAUUUCCAAGAUCAAUAGUUUCCUACUUAAACUUGGCAUCAUUAAAUACAAAUUUUGCAUUGGAAGAAGUCACUUGCAUGAAAUCUUAUAUGGAGUCCUUUGAUGAAGAUUCGUUGUUGAACAAGUAUGAAAUUGAUGAUCAGAAUCCUGAGUUAGUGAAGAUAACACAAGAUAUUGAUAUUUUUCCACCCUUCGAAUCAUCCAAGGAAUUGUCACUUUUGAUGAGAGACGGAACCAAGGGAAAGUUACUCAGUGGUAAUAUGGUUGUUUUUAUUUACGAUUAUAACGGCUGGACCUUCUUAGGUCGGAUUCUACAAAACAUCUCUCGUAAUUUCAAUUUGCAAGAUGAUAGGGUUGCCUCUAUGAUAUCGAUUCUGCAAGUGUUCACUCGAGUCACAGAGGAGAUUGUUCCAGAAAGUGCUGAAAGUUUUUUUGCACUGGCAAGCACUUUUGUAGACGAUUCCGAUGUCAUUGAAGUAAUUUUCAGGUUGUUCGACCAAUGUUUGCAUGCAAGAUGUCUACAAGGUUUGGAAGCUAUUGCCAAGUUUAUCCAGGCUCUUUGCAGAACCUUGUCCUAUCGUGUAUGGUCAUACCUAUCUCAUUCUCAAUUGUUCAGCGUAUUUGCUUCAACAAUUCUGGGAGCUGUUGAGAUGGUUUCAGGUGACUACUCUUUUACCAUUACUUUAAUCAAAAUGGUGGAUACUUUGGUUGUGGGAUGCUUGAGCUUGGAUACUAGAGUUUCAGCAAGACUAAAGAGUCAAGUUUUGAUCAACAUAACCUCUCAUAUGCUUCACAUCUUUGAGAUCUUCUACCAUUGUCGCUUUGAGAUUGAAUACCAAAAGUGGGAGAUUGGUACUUUGCUCGUGGAUGUCUUUGGAAAGUUGCUGGUGCCCGUCUAUGGUAUUGACGGUGUCGAUGAGCCAGAAAAUAAGGCCACCGCCGUAUUCGCCAAAUCUGCUCAGAAAAUAGUGGAUUCUUUUUUAGUGCCUGAUUUAAUGGAUGUCAGAAGCAACAAGCCGAUUACCAAGGCUAUUGAUGAUUUACUAACGAAAUCAUCAACUCUCGAUCUUACAGGGGUUUGGUAUUCUAACUGGAAUAGAGCUAUCAUAGGAUUUACUGAACUUUUACUUUCAAUCAGAUCAGUAUGUGGAAUGCCUCCUUCCAUACUAGAAAAGACUAUGUUUGCCAAGUCACCAUCUUUAGUCGAUGUUUACCAUCAUCACACAAGCUUAAGAUUAGAUGUCACAAAGCUUUUAACGAGUUUGGUAAAUGCAAAAUGGCCCAACGAACCUCCUUCAUUGCUAGCAUACUUGGGUAAAGAUCAAUCAUAUCUUUUGUUAAACCUUUUGGCUGCCAAUUUGACAAACUCUCUGGUUGAUUAUGAUAUCAAAGUGAGUAUAUAUGAUCUUUUUUCUGCCGUAAUGGAGGGUGAUCAAGAAGGUCUAUCAAUUAUGUUUAUCACAGGCCAUGGCAGCAAUGAAAAGUUCCAGCAAGCCUCUAUUUCCCUCCUGGAAAUUAUGAAAAAGUGUGUGAUUGAUUUAUCUCAGUACCCAGAUUCGGUAGCUCUUCACUUAGUGGAUGCAAUCGCUUUGGCUUUCAACUCCUGGACAACAGCUAAAGAGUCCAAAGAUGAUGAGCCUUUCAUUGGGCAGCUAAUAACUAGAAUUUCCAAAAGAAACCUCAUUGAUACUCCCCAAACCAACCAAGAGUUUAUCAAUGCUUGCUAUGAGCAUCGCUUAAUCUCAAAGAUUGCCGAAAUACUGUCCUUGUUUUUGUUCGUCUCUAAUAAUGAAAAAUGUAAGAGGAUGAUAGUUCAGCUUAUCGAAAGCGACGAAUUCUUGGAAACUAUUGAAGCAGAUUUUCGCAUUGAAGGCUAUAAGUCAUCGCUGCAUAACGAUUUGCAUGAAAAAUUUCAACAGAAUUGGCCUGGAAUGAAACUCGAUCAGUUUGCACAUUCAUCACUGGUUAAGAGAAAGAGAUAUGGUGAGAACUCUGUAUUUGCUCUUGGCUUGCUAGAUGACUUAUUUGAGAGUGAUGAACGAUGGGCAGAUUUUAGAAACGAGAUCAUUCAGGCCAGUAUCAAUCUGCAAUACAUCUCUGCACAGCUACUUGUUGCUAAAUCACUAUCUGCACUGAUUACUACGUACUUCAAAAAGGCAACGGCAGUGGAUAUCAAAUUCAUUAAACUGGCAACGCAGUUACUGCUUAUUAAUGAUCGUGAUGGAAUUCCAGCACCCAUAUUCAAAGAACCAUAUUACGAACGAAUUGAUUUGGCCUUUUUUAUCGUGUACAAUUUUUCAAAAACUACCAAGCAAGUGGACGACAAAUAUUUAGCCGAUCUCAUCUCUGCGGUUUCGCAACUAAUAAUCUCUCCAACCGAUUUGUACAGACCUCUAUUGCGAAUUUUAUAUGCCUGUUUGAAGUUGAUCAAGAAAGAUACGAAUCUUUUUGCAGAGCAUUUCACAAUAUUUGAGCGAGUAUUUGAUCUAGUCGUCUGUCAGAACACUAGAUAUCUUUUCGCUUCUUUGACAUCUGAUCAAAAUCUUCCUUUGUUUGGAAAACUGGUUGAGAAUAUCCUUUUGAACCUUGCGUUACUGAAAACGUUUUUCAAUAUGAAUUUGCCAAAGAACUUGGCAAACUCCUUUGCAAAACCAUUGGUUAGACAUGGCACACUGCGCUCAAUUUUGAAUCUGUAUUCUUCAUCCCAUUCAUUGAAUGAAAAGGACAAUUUAAUAUUGGCAGAUAUAGCUAUCACUUUCAUCCAUGAGUUGGUGACAGUCAAGGGAGUUACCAAAGAACUAAUUUCAAACCGGUUGUUUUCUAACUUAAUAGAAAGCCCCGUUUCUCUUUAUAUCCAGAACGGACAUAUUACAGCCACAAGUACCCCAAGACUGCAUAAUAUUUGGAGCAAUGGUCUAUUGUCAAUAAUACUAUCCAUUUUGGGAUCGUUCGGGGAAUCUGUACUACCUGAAGUGUGCAGUUUUGUUACGUGUUUCGCAAAACAGAUAGCUACCUGUAUCCACAGUUGGUCAUCAGACUCGCUAUCAGUAUCGUUACCCCUGAUUCAAGAGACAAGUCAACUAAUUAUGUUGUAUAGCCUUCUCAAGGCCUUAAACUUCAAAGAUUAUAUGAUCUCAAACAAUCUUACUUUUGAUUCAGGAGUUAAACAGAUAAUGUCCUCAUCAUCAAGGUCAAGGUACUCAAAUGAUUCUGAACAACUUCAGAACCGGUUCUUUCCAGGUUUAGAUACAUUAGAGCAACGAAAUGCUCUUGGUGCUACUUUAAGUUACCUAUUAUCACAUCCAAAGUAUCUCAUGUCCAGAGCUGUAGAUACAAAUCUCAUAGAAAAUAAAUCUAGUCAGUUUCAGGAAGAGCUGAUUAACGGUUUGAAAGAGUUAAGAAACUCUUUAAAGGAUUAA
Molecule: messenger RNA, 4647 nt
Organism: Komagataella phaffii GS115
Lineage: Eukaryota; Fungi; Ascomycota; Pichiomycetes; Pichiales; Pichiaceae
Product: Subunit of the nuclear pore complex (NPC)
Exons: 1
Coding region: 1-4647 (1548 amino acids)
Biological process (GO): RNA export from nucleus; protein import into nucleus
Cellular component (GO): nuclear pore inner ring
Molecular function (GO): structural constituent of nuclear pore
Source: RefSeq, a predicted model, not a curated record